AUGAAACGGAUACAGGCAUUGCUCGCUUUAUCACUCUUGCUGUUCGCAGGAUUGAAUUGCGGAACAGAGAAUCCCGUUGAGGAAACGGUAGGCACUUCCACAGUUGAGAUAUCAACAGGCACGCUGCGUGGAGAGGUGCAAUCUAUUGACGGUGUAUUAAUUCAGGUGCGCUUACUUAGAGAUGGACAACUCUUAACGCAAACUGAGACACAGGCGACCUACGAACUCGCAUCAAUUGAAGCUGGAAACUACACACUUCAAAUAUCAGCGAAGGGCUAUGAAACCAAGGAGGUGAAUGUCACUGUCACCCCUGGGCAAGUUGUUUCGCUGGAUAAGGUGGCACUUGUGGCAUUGGCGACUCCUGUCUCGCAUCUCCGCGGUGUUUUAAGGGAUAAAGCGACGGGUGAACCGAUCGGUGAAGUCAACCUCCAGCUUACUGAUAAAGCAGGAAAAGUUUACGAAACGUUAACAACAGGGGCAGGUGUUUUCACCUUUGAAAACCUCCCUGUGGAGCAAGCUUUAACCUUGACAAUUGCUCACGCGGGUUACGAAGAGACCGAAGUUGCUGUACAUCCGAUACCCGCGGCGGAGACAUUGGAGUUACGGGUUCAACUCACUCGGCUACCAGAACAGGAGAAGUUGGAUCCGGGUCAAGGCUUGAGUCUCGGGAGCCAGGCACCCGCCUUUGAAUUACCGGAUGGCAACGGCAAGUUGAAAGCACUCGCUGAUUAUGUCGGCAACAAGAAUGUAGUGAUUACAUUUUACCGUGGCGGUUGGUGA
Molecule: messenger RNA, 780 nt
Organism: Geodia barretti
Lineage: Eukaryota; Metazoa; Porifera; Demospongiae; Tetractinellida; Geodiidae
Source: the annotation of a GenBank genome assembly